Messenger RNA from Micropterus dolomieu (smallmouth bass), 1165 nucleotides. Its product is annotated as sodium-coupled neutral amino acid transporter 3-like. The record is from RefSeq and is a predicted model, not a curated record. Lineage: Eukaryota; Metazoa; Chordata; Actinopteri; Centrarchiformes; Centrarchidae. Gene Ontology annotation, molecular function: L-glutamine transmembrane transporter activity; glycine transmembrane transporter activity. Gene Ontology annotation, biological process: L-glutamine transport; serine transport; glycine transport.
GAUCCUGCUGACGUGUAUCGCUUGUCUGUCCUCUUAUUCCGUCCAUCUGCUGCUGCGCAGUGCUGGAGUUGUGGGUAUUCGUGCCUACGAGCAGCUUGGCCUCAGAGCUUUUGGUCAUACAGGGAAGAUUCUAGCAGCUGUCAUCAUAACGCUGCAUAACAUUGGAGCCAUGUCCAGCUACCUGUUCAUAGUCAAAUCUGAGUUACCGCUCGUCAUCCAAGCCUUCCUCGGCCAGACAUACGGCUCUGACGACUGGUUCAUGAAUGGAAACUACCUCAUCAUCAUCGUCACUGUCUGCACCAUCCUCCCACUGACCCUGAUGAAACACCUGGGGUAUCUUGGUUACACCAGCGGCUUCUCUCUCUCCUGCAUGGUCUUUUUUCUGUCUGCGGUCAUCUACAAGAAAUUCAACAUUGCCUGUCCUCUGGAAGUGUUUGGCAACUUCUCUGUGAGCGCAGACAUCCCAGAGGACACAUGCAGCGCCAAAUUCUUCACCGUCAACCAAGAGACUGCGUAUACCAUCCCCAUCCUGGCAUUUGCGUUUGUAUGUCACCCUGAAGUACUCCCCAUCUACACUGAACUGAGCAAUCCGACCAAGAGAAGAAUGCAGAACAUUGGCAACGUUUCCAUCCUGGGCAUGUUCAUCAUGUACUUCUUCACCGCCAUAUUUGGCUACCUGACGUUCUACGGGAACACAGAAGCCGAGCUCCUGCACACCUACAGUAAGGUGGACCCUCUGGACACGCUGAUCCUGUGUGUCCGGCUGGCCGUCCUGGUGGCCGUCACUCUGACUGUACCUGUGGUCCUGUUUCCUGUAAGAACAUACCUUCACACACACACACCUGACACUCACCUACCCCAUCUGUGUGUUUCUGUACCGAAUCAAACCCAGAGGGAAACUGGGGUUCUGUAGAUUCUCAAAUAAAAGCACAAACAUGUAACGGCCAGUCAGGAGGAGGUGGAAGUACCUUUCCUACAGUACUUCGCGUGGUAAUUUCAGGUACAUUUCCACAGUACUAUUGCUGCGUUCCAGGCAACUCGGAGCUGGGAAAUUUAUCCCGGAAUGCCACGUGAAGUCGGAUUUCCUACUUGUGAACUCGGAGAAAAAAUCUGUACCCCGACUUCACGAGUAGCAGCGGAAUUACGUCACAAAACAAUGUCGGCG